UUUUUUUUUAGUCUCUUGCUUUUGUUUGCCCCUCCACACGUGCACGCCAAUCGAUCUCGCUCGUAGACGUGUGAUACUUUACUACUACUGCCUCCUUCUGGCCACUUGAUUGUCGAUACUGCAGAGUUCCUGGUAUCCUGCGCAAUCUUGCUCUUCUCUGCUUUUGAUUUGAUACAUGCACUUAUAACAAAGGCGUGGGAAACAUAAUCCCCGCAGCUCGCAUUCCAGUUCGAAAAAAAAAAUCAUAAGGAGAGAAAUCGACGAAAAGACUCAUACCUACCUGCAAUUACAGUCAAUUCACAGCUUUCCAACAUGUUAAAAACCGAGCCGCCCAAAAAAUUCGCCAUUGCGCUGUUCCAUGGCUUUCAAGCACUCGAUGUAUUCGGCCCCAUCGAUGCGCUCAACUUACUCUCGUUUUCCAAGCCAUUGGAACUGUGUAUACUUGCUGAAACGUUGGAUCCCGUAUCAACCGUCCCCGAGCGACUUCCAGCCGACAGCCCAAUCCCAAAUCUACCGGCCGUUGGUGUAAUCGGGGAGAGCGUCGUGCCAUCACAUACGUACAAGAACGCCCCAGAAGACAUCGAGGUCCUUCUUGUGCCAGGAGGCCGCGGGACUCGAAAUCUGCCACGCACACAGCACGUUGCCGACUUCAUCAAAGAGCGAUUCCCGAAACUACGUUACCUGCUCACCAUUUGCACGGGAGCCAGCAUUGCAGCGAGAUCCGGGGUCCUCGACGGCAAAAAUGCUACAACGAACAAGAUGGCUUUUGAUUGGGUGAUAACUCAAGGCCCAAAUGUCAAGUGGGCUCGCCGUGCACGCUGGGUAUGCGAGGGCAACGUCUGGACUUCGUCGGGAUUAACGGCAGGCAUCGACAUGAUGUAUGCCUUUAUUGCGGAUCAAUAUGGAGAAGAAAAGGCAGAUUGGAUAGCCGCAGCGUCGGAGUUUACUAGGAAUAAGGACCCCACGGACGACCCUUUCAACAAGGAAUGAGUACGGGUGUUGGAAAAAACUGAUAUGGCUGAAGAAAUGCUCGCGUUUGUUCUUUUUUUUGGCUCUAAUAUUAAUGAUCAAUUACG
Messenger RNA from Trichoderma atroviride IMI 206040, 1076 nucleotides. Lineage: Eukaryota; Fungi; Ascomycota; Sordariomycetes; Hypocreales; Hypocreaceae. The record is from RefSeq and is a predicted model, not a curated record.